Molecule: messenger RNA, 1139 nt
Organism: Chenopodium quinoa (quinoa)
Lineage: Eukaryota; Viridiplantae; Streptophyta; Magnoliopsida; Caryophyllales; Amaranthaceae
Exons: 2
Coding region: 314-769 (151 amino acids)
Source: RefSeq, a predicted model, not a curated record
GGUUAGACAGCGAGGUUCGGGUUCAGGGUCCCGAGACGUUCGACGGGAGCACGAGCCCGUAGAGGACGACGCCGAUCCGUCCACUUCACUCAGCCGACUCCCUAAGUGGGAUGAGCGGACUUUGUACUUCUCUCCCGUCCACCACAUUUCUGAGAGGGUAAGACGGGGUAUCACAGUUGGGAGGACGCGCUGCCAUGGUUCCAGUUGCGACGCCUUAGGCGACCUGUACAAGAUGUACAUCGGCAAUGACGACGAGGCGAGACUUCUAUGAGAGUCUUACGAACUGACUGCGCUUUACGAGACCUCAGAGGCUAUGAUUGCCUCUACGGGACUGGAUUUUAGCUCUGUUACGCUGCCGUUCGACAACGAGAUCAGUGUCUUUUCUCCUAAGGUCGAGGUGUUGUUGGGUCCGAUUGCUGUUCGGGCUCGAGCUGAGGUGGAUUCGACUCAGUUCAGCACGAAGGGGAUUCACCGCUCGACUCUAGCAGCGGCUUUUGAUGAUGAUGCGACUACCCGAGAGCAGCGGGUGCGCAUCUUUGUACUUAUCUUGCUGUCAGGGACGUUCUCCCCUGACAAGGGUAGUAGAGUGCUGCUUUACUACCUGCCUGCAGUCCGUGAUCUACACUUGAUCGGGACUUAUGACUGGGCCAGCUUGGCUUAUGCUGACUUCAUCCGAGGGUUACGAGACUCGUGUCGACACCGGUCCUUCACGGGGAACGUCUCUCUAUCCGGCUUUUGGAGGAUCGUAGAGAUCUGGUUCUACGAGUAAUUUCCCUCAGCUACGCCGGCGAGACCGUCGCCGCGCCGGUUUCUAGUGAGUGCUUCUUGGGGAAGCCGCCGUGUUGGGAUGUCCACUACUUAUGUCCGAUAUUGGAUCAUCUCGGUAUGGUUCUUUACAUAUUUGAGCAUUUUGUAACACCUUUGAUAGAUUUUUAUCUGAUAGGCGUUCUUUGAAGGAGCCUGACGUGUUGUACCGGCCGUGGGACGACUUGGCUGUCCUUGGGCUAGCCGAGCAGUAUACUGCUAAGCGUCGCUAUUUCUUGGGGAUAUAUGGAGCGAUUACAUACCUUGGAGAGAGGGUUGCUAUUCAGCAUUCCUCGGACACCUUUGUCGUUCCUGCUCCUCCACCACGUCACAUG